GUUCGCGCUCCGCCCCUGCCAAGAUCUGAUGCCGACGGCGGUUGACUCCGCCUUCGGAUUACACACUGAUACGGCGUGAUGCGCACGACUUUUGCCUAUUCUCUGCUUGCCAUUGCCGUUACCGUACUCUCAUUCUACCCGCAUACUUUGGCAGCAGAAGAUGGCCGUCUGCGAAUGUGUCCGCCAGGUGGUAGCAGCUUCACUAUGGCUUGGUCAAUGGCGUGCACAAUGCGGCGAAAGCGGGAUGUCACACAGAAAAAACGAUUCUGGAAGCGUGCUCUAAUUGCUCCAUCAAUUCGUCAAUUGCAAACGAUAUGUUGUGAUGUUGGUUGCAAUGUGAGCGAUUUAUUGGCGUACUGUGGGCCAUUAUCAGGAUGGUAGAAAGCUCUUAAAAUGGCCAAUUUGUGAUUUCUUUGGGUUCUCCUUGCCUAUCUCAGCUAAGCGGUCUGAUUCAAAUACAUUCUGUAGCACUCCUAGAUUUUCCUAAUUGUUGCGAUCAACUUGUGCGUCAUAUUUCUCACACACUUAUGUGUAUGCAAAUCCGUUUGCUGCUUCUAGUUUGUCGAAUUGCAUACAUAGGUUUCGUUUUACUGUUUUCUUGCUGUUUUUUCGAUGUUCUGGGGCGAAUAAAGAUGGAAGAAUGUU
Messenger RNA from Cylicocyclus nassatus, 645 nucleotides. Lineage: Eukaryota; Metazoa; Nematoda; Chromadorea; Rhabditida; Strongylidae. The record is from the annotation of a GenBank genome assembly.